This is a messenger RNA of Aplysia californica (California sea hare), 3970 nucleotides long. Its product is annotated as zinc finger protein 316. Gene Ontology annotation, molecular function: DNA-binding transcription factor activity; RNA polymerase II cis-regulatory region sequence-specific DNA binding. The transcript has 2 exons. Lineage: Eukaryota; Metazoa; Mollusca; Gastropoda; Aplysiida; Aplysiidae. The record is from RefSeq and is a predicted model, not a curated record. Gene Ontology annotation, biological process: regulation of transcription by RNA polymerase II. Bases 737 to 3931 code for a protein of 1064 amino acids.
ACAAAGGAAAGAAUUUUAUCGAUUAAUUAGAAAGCUUUUGUCAACAUCAGCAUCAAAAUAUUCGUCUCAAAAUCAUCUUUUCCAGUUUCGGAUGCUGCCAUUGGAUUUACUGAAUGCAAAAUAACCAUUGUUCAUCUAUUGAAGAUGACCUUGUGGGGAACCCCCCAGCAGAAUGUCAAGGUGAACAAUGACUGCCGGCUGUAGAGAAGGUGUGGGGGCGUCAAGUCUCUCAUCCGGUUGAUCCUUCAGCAGAUCUCACGUCUGGUCCUGCCUGGAUGGUCGCGGACAUUCGUUCGUUAUCCUGCUCUCUCUUUCUCUCUCUUUCUCUCUGAUGAACAUUUGCUAUGCUGGAGUUAACGUUGAGGGUUCCAGCAGUUGUUCUUCAAACAUGUGUCUACGGGUCUUUGAAACGGAGAAAAUGAUGCAGAACGGCGGUUAGCUUUUGCCUCCUGUGUGUGUGCUUCGACACACGAAGAAUUCAGCUCCACGCUUCUGAGUUUCGUCCAGCAGAUGUGUUUGUCAAGCCCGCGUUAAAAAAUAAAACAGUUCUAGUAUUUUUUAUAUUUCACCCAGGCGUAGAAUGCCUGGUGUGACAGACUGAUAUACUGCGUGUGUCGUGUGUCGUGUGAUGACUGUUCUAGAGUGGCUCUGACCGCCGGUCGGCACACAGUGACCGGACUUUAUACAGACAGUCGUGGCGUGUUCCCACCCCGCCUCUCGGGGGGAUAGCGUCACCAUGGCAACGUUGGAGUGCAACAACACGCAAGACUCUUACCCCACGGAGAACGGCGACAGUCUCCCAGAGGAGAAGAGUCUGAGCAUCGAUUAUUCCGAAGAUCUUUGGUUGGCCAACGAGGACUCGUCGGGGCCCUACGCUCAGCAGCCGAACAAAGUCACGUCUGGCGAUGGCGUGGUGGUGACCAACGUUCCUAGCUCUCAGCCGGAGUCCAUGGCCAGCUACCCCAACUCGGUGGAAGCGGCUCACGCCUCCGAGGUUCUCGCGACUUCGGACGGCGACGGCCAAUCGUUCCAGGAGGGCGUGCCCGUGGUGGUGGAGGCGGGGACAGUGGUGGUGGGCGGCGGCGAGUCGCGCCCCCUGGAGCCCGCGGCAAACUUCCUCAAUGGCGGCACGGUGGAGCAGAACGGCACGGACUACAACGGGGGCGCCGGCCACGAGAGCAAGGAGUUCGUGCAGCUGGUGCCCGCCGGCAGUUUUGUGGAGGGAGCGGGGGGAGCGGCGGUGGUUGUGGGGGGCGGGGAGGGUCAGGACAAAACCUUCACGGCUCUCAUGCCGGCCGCGGGGUUAGGGGUCAACGGCGAGGUGCCGCAAGGCUUCAGCACAAUGCUCGCUGCCGGCCACCCACACAUGGUGUUCUACGGCUCAGGCGAGACGCUCGCCUCCGACGGGGGCCAGGCCGCGGUGAUGAGUCACGAGGCGCUGACCUACGCCCCCCAGGCAGCUGCGGUUGCCGGGGGUGACGACGACGGGGGUAGUAGCUCGGUGCGGUACGAGCAGGCGGCGCAGAUGGCCGAGGGGGAGGGGGAGGUGGUGGACAGCAAGGAUGGCAUCUACGUGGCCGUGGACAAUCUGUCCUCGGAGAACCAGUCGGUGGCCGUGUCAGGGAACUUCACCGUCCUCAACCCGGCCAUGAUGUCUGCCGCGCCCCCCGGGGUCGAAGGUCAAACGUUUGCCAACGCGACCUCCAGUGGUAGUGGGGGUGCGGCGACCUACCACAACAUCUCCACACUGCCGUUUGUUCAGAAUGGGACCUUCUCCACACAGCCCGGUUACUCGGCGGCCUUUGACCCCGCCGGGACCACCAUCAUCACCACCAGCAACAGCAGCAGCCACAGCAACGGCGUGCUGGUGACCCACAACAACAACAACAUCAACAACGGCGUCGUGGUGCCAUCUGCCGAGUAUGUAGACGGCCAGCAGUCGUCGUCGUCUUCCUACGCGGCGGGGGGCGAGGGGGGCAGCCAGGUGAAGAUGGAAGAAUUAGAUCCCGCAGCGGUGGACGACGAUGAAGGAGAGGAGGAGGAGGAGGAUGGGAGCGGCGCAGAGCUUGGGGAGGGGAUGGAGAUGUCAGAGUUCAUGUGCCCCGUGUGCAACGAUCCGUUCCCGGAUCAGGCCAGUUUGGACGAGCACGUGGCCAACCACCCGCCCCCUAAGACCUUCGUGUGCCAGACGUGCGGGAAAGGGUUCGCCACGCGCCGCUACCUCAAGUACCACCGCAAGAACCACUGCAAGCGGGCAGGCUCGUACGAAGGUCGCGGCGACCUCGACGAGACGGACCCCAACGGGGAGGUCAGACGAUUCACGUGCAAUGUGUGUAGCCGGCCGUUCCGAGUGCUCAAGUGUAUGAAGGUGCACAAGAAGAAGAAGCACGGCAUCCUGAAGGAGUUCACCUGCCACAACUGCACCGUGACCUUCAACUCUUCGCAAGAGCUCAUCAGCCACCCGUGCAAGCCGCAGCCGGCCCGGGCGGUCAUGGAUGUUGCCACGGCGACGACCAGCGCCCCGGUUCAGGCCAGCCCGCCCCCGCUGGCGUUCCCCGGGCCGCGGAAGAAGAAGAAGUUGCGGCAGGCUAAGCCGGCGUGUGACAUUUGCGGCAAAGUGUUUGCGGACCGCAUCAGCGUGGACAUCCACCGGGUGAAGCACAUAGAGGAGGAGCUGUACCCGUGCGACAUGUGCGAGACCUGCCCAGAGGGCUCCGACAACCACCACCUGGCCGUCUAUUUCCGGAUUAAGUUCUUCACCGACGACAACCAGCAUAUCCUGGAGGACCAGAAGGCCGCUGUGGCCUCGACCGACCCGAGCCGGCCAGAGGAGAGUACCGCGGGGACCACACCCUCCCACACUCCGGGCACGCCCAUGCAGGGCUCCGCCACGCCCCUCUCCGCCCCCGCCACGCCCAUCUACCUCCCCGCUACGCCCGGGGGCCAGGGCCAGGGUCCGGGUACGCCGGCCUCAGUCAACGUCCUGAACCCCGCGGAUGGUCGCGUGGAGGUCGUGGACGGCCAGUUGUUGGACCAGUACUCGCAGUAUGGCUCACACCUAGCCGCGGGGGCGUCGGGAGGCGACCAGGUCGUCAACAACUACUUGCUCAAACAGUACGUGCUUCCUGAGGGAGGGGAGGCCACCGCUACCAUAUCUGCCGCGGCUGAGCAACAACAACAACAACAACAACAACAGACUGUGCUGAUUGGCCACCAACCGCAAGGUCAGCCCGGGCUGGUGGUGCAUCAGCAUCAUCAUCAUCAGCAGCAGCAGCAGCACGUCUACGUCGGGGAGAGCAGCGGGGGUGGCGGUGGCGGGGGUGCCGCCUCGGCGGGGAACGAGUCGCUGGACGGCAGCAUCGCGGGCUCGGCCGAGAAGAAGAAGAAGCGCAGCAAGACACACACUUGCGACAUCUGCAACAAAUCGUUCGGCGACUCGGCCAAGCUGGAGCUCCACUACAAGUCGAACCACCUGGAGGACCGCCCCUUCCAGUGCGACGUCUGCGACAAAUCCUUCUUCACCAAGUGGAAGCUGCAGCGGCACAUGCUGAGCCACCUGGAGCAGAAGCCGCACUCGUGCCCGAUGUGCUCGAAAUCCUUCGUGGAGCGCGGGAAACUGGACGCGCACUACCGCACGCACCUGGGCACCAAGCCCUUCAAGUGCGAGCACUGCCACAAGGCGUUCACGGUCAAGUCGCAGCUCACCAUCCACGUGCGGCGCAUCCACAGCACGGACCAGCCCUUCGCCUGCCUCGAGUGCGGAAAGGCCUUCCUCUGGAAGUCGGGCCUGGACAAGCACAUGCGGAAACAUACGCGCGAGAAGCCGUACAGCUGCCACUGCGGCCAGAGAUACUCCAACAAGUCCAACCUCAUCCUGCACAUGUCCAAAGUGCACAACGAGACGCACGUCGACGCUCAGGCGGGUCAGUGAGGGGAGUACACACUCACGCACACACACAUCCCUCUUCCU